AUGGGAGGCGAGCGAGGGGAGAGUACAGGGGAGGCGGAGGCGGGGGCGAGACCCAAGGCGGGCGAGUGUCUCGGACGUGCGGGAGGAAGAGGAGGCUGGAAGCGCGGGGGGCGGCUCGCGAGCGUCUGUGGGAGCAGCGGCGCCUCGGCGAUGGUGGCCGAGCCACGGCGGGGCUACUGCACCGACCCGCCGCCCACUCCGCGCUCGGGCCCGGCCCACCUCGCAGUAUCACGCCUCGCCAUUGGCGCGUCCCGACGUGACGCGCGCGGAGGCCGGGCCAAUGAGAGGCGGAGGAAAAUCACAGACAAAAAAAAGAAAAUUGGAAAGAAGCCAGAGGAAAAGAAUUUACCUACAGAGGCCCAAGGAAAGAAUUACAUAGUUUCCCUUGGAGAACUUAGCAGGCAAGAAAAGGAUUGGAGUGAGCUCUUCCCAUGCCUAGGGCAGCCCACCUGUCUUCCCAAGAAGCACUGGAAACACAGAGCUGUUCCCAAGUCUUGGACACUCACAGGAUAUGAAGCAAAGAUUUGUAUCCAACAUUUUAUUGAGAUUCAUGGCAAGGUCCCAAUUGAUAUAAUCUACCUUGCUGGUCUUAUGGCUGUCAUUAACGCUGACAACACUGGGGAGGAUUUCCGUCUGAUCUAUGACACCAAGGGUCACUUGACUACUGAUAAGAUAACACUUGAGGAGGCCAACUGUAUAGUCAAACUGAGACAGAUCUUUGUGAGAACAAAAGGAAUCCCUCAUCUGGUGACCCAUGAUGUUCAUACCAUCCGCUAUUCCCAUCCCCUCCUCAAGAUGAAUGACACCAUUCAGACUGAUUUGGAGACUGAAAAGAUUACUGCUUUCAUCAAGUCUGACCCUGGUAAUCUGUGUCUGGUGACCAGAGGUGCUACCCUGGGAAGAUUUGGUGUGAUCCCCAACAGAGAGAGACACCGUGGUUCUUUUGAUGUCGUUCACAUGAAAGAUGCCAAUGGCAACCGCUUUGCCACCAGGCUCUCCAACAUUUUUAUCAUUGGCAAAGGCAACAAACCAUGGGUUUCUCUCGGCUCUGGAAAGGGUAUCCGCCUUACCAUUGCUGAAGAGAACAAGAGACUGGGGGCCAAACAGAGCAGUGGGAAAAAUGGUCUCCAGGUGACAUGA
Neogale vison (American mink) is the source of this 1140-nucleotide messenger RNA. RefSeq names its product 40S ribosomal protein S4-like. The record is from RefSeq and is a predicted model, not a curated record. Gene Ontology annotation, biological process: translation. Gene Ontology annotation, cellular component: cytosolic small ribosomal subunit; ribosome. Lineage: Eukaryota; Metazoa; Chordata; Mammalia; Carnivora; Mustelidae. Gene Ontology annotation, molecular function: RNA binding; structural constituent of ribosome.